UUUUCCAACAGGAUGUGGCUCCAAACCACACAUCAGAAAAGAAAUGGGCUGUUGUUUCAGCCAUGACUCCAGCAGUGAGGAACUCAUCAGACCUCAUAGACCACAAACAAACUAUGGGGCCACCAGCAGCUUUCAACCACAUGUGGCCAGUAACAACAACACAAUUGUGUCACCUUCCUAUUUACAAGCACACAUCAGCAAUAUCCACCAAGCACCAACUUCCACAAACAGACUGACGAGAUCACAAUGGAGAAACCAGGAACAAGUCAGCCAUAAUAGACCAAAACCAUACUUUGAGGCAUACAGCAGGCUUCAACCAUUUGUAACUGGCACCAAUAACACGACUGUAUCAUCUUCUUCUUUACGAGCACAUAACUGGAAUUCCUAUCAUGCACCAACUUCUAGGAACUAUUCUAGAUUGGCAAGUUCACAGCGCAUUGUUAAUCGCAGUCACUCAAGUUAUUCUCUAGUCAAGACUGUGGAGUCUACAUUGCACAAAACUAUCUUACAAUUAACUGUUGAGUGGGACCAUAUGAAUGCCAGCUCAGAAUUUGAGCUGUGUUUGUUGCUUUCUGACACUACUGAAUAUGAAGAAAUACUGAGGUUAUUCAAAAAGACCACACAGAAGCAAUUCAUGGUUGAGAAAAUUUACAGGGUUCAGAAUCCAUACUUGUUGGGAUGUUACUUACUAAAGAAACAAGAAAUGGAAUCAAGGUAUGGUUAUGUUGCUGAGGAGUAUUUAUUUCAUGGUACCAAAGAAGAAAACAAAGAUAAAAUUUGCAGAAAUAAUUUUGACUGGAGGAAUCAUGGCAGAUCAGCAGGCAACACUUUUGGGAAAGGUGUUUCAUUUACACCUAUUUCUUGUUAUGCCAGUCAUUAUUCAGAUAAACAUAACUCUCAGAGACUCAUGUUUGUAUCAAAGGUUCUAAUUGCACAUGAAACUGUAGGUCACAAGAGUAUGAAAAUACCACCUCUUCUAUUUGCUUAUAGGCAGUGCCUUAGAUAUGACACUACUACUAAAGAAAAUCGCCAUGUUAUUGUAAAAUACUCUGAUAAUGAGUUCUAUCCUGCAUAUAUUGUGUAUUACACAGGACAAUAUGAGAAGAAGGAACAGGGACAAUUAAGACUGUAAUGCAAAACUUGCAAUUUUCCCCAGGAGGUGUAUUUUUAAGAUGAGUUAACAUGCAUUAACAGAUUUUAUAAAAAAUGUAGUGUGU
Schistocerca serialis cubense is the source of this 1217-nucleotide messenger RNA. Its product is annotated as protein mono-ADP-ribosyltransferase PARP11-like. The coding region runs from base 44 to 1132 and encodes 362 amino acids. The transcript is spliced from 2 exons. Lineage: Eukaryota; Metazoa; Arthropoda; Insecta; Orthoptera; Acrididae. The record is from RefSeq and is a predicted model, not a curated record. Gene Ontology annotation, molecular function: NAD+ poly-ADP-ribosyltransferase activity.